AUGGAAACGACACCCGAUGGCUAUGUCGUUGAGAAAUGUGGAGAAUGCGAAGCUGGCGAUGAGGCCGAUGAUUCGGAGAUCAUCCGAAUGCCGAAACGAAUGGAGAUUGCGGAGAGCGUGAAAAAUUCCGACGAGACGAUCGCAAGCAAUCGACGAUUCUGGAGGGAGUUGCUCGAUUCGAUGGGAAUUCGAAAAGUCGCCGCACCGAUGGUCGAUCAAAGCGAAUUGGCAUUUCGAAUGUUUGUCCGCAAACACGGUGCCCAGCUGACGUAUACGCCGAUGAUUCAUGCUCAUUUAUUUGUGAAUGAUGGCACGUAUCGCCGAAAUUCGCUGGCAUUGUGCAAAAAGGAUCGGCCGAUAAUUGUUCAGUUUUGCGCCAAUAAAGUCGAGACCUUUCUCGCGGCGUGCCGUCUCGUUGAAAAUGUGUGCGACGGUGUCGAUUUGAACCUCGGAUGCCCUCAAAUGGUCGCCAAACGCGGACAUUACGGCUCGUGGCUUCAAGACGAGAUCGAUUUGAUAUGCGCGAUGAUUCGAGCGGUUCGCGAUUAUUGCCGAUUGCCGGUCUCGUGCAAAAUUCGCGUUCGCGAGUCCCGCGCUGACACCAUCGACUACGCGAAGCGUCUCGUCGAAGCCGGAGCGAGCAUGCUGACGGUUCAUGGACGAACUCGAGAAAUGAAGGGCGCCGACACUGGCCUCGCCGAUUGGUCUCGAAUCAAGGAAAUUGUCGACGCCGUCGAUGUGCCGGUCAUCGCCAACGGAAACAUUCAGUUUCCUGGAGACGUCGAGCGGUGUAUUCAAGCGACUGGCGCGGUCGCUGUGAUGUCGGCAGAAGGAUUAUUAUAUAAUCCGUUCAUUUUCGAUGACGAAAAUGCGCACGUGGAAACCUGGAAAAUUGCCAAAGAGUAUUUGGAGUUUGCGAGGCGAUAUAAAGCUGGCACGAGUGCGAUUCGAGCGCACGUGUUUCGAAUUUGUCAUCAUAGCCUAUUAGAAUAUGAAGAUUUGCGAAUGCGAGUGUCAUUGGAGCAUCGAAUUGAAGACUUUGAGGAUAUUGUGGCCGAGUUGGAGACGAGGUGUCGACGAGACGCGCAGGGAGAAGAAGCGCGCGAGCGGGAAGCGAGGAGUCGAGAAUUGUUCGCCAAGAUUCGAAACGGUUUCCCGAUGGACGCUCUCGAAGUCUCGAAACAAGUGCACUGGAUAUCGAAGCCUUAUUUUCGACUAUCUGAAGUUGCCAAGGAGUCGAUUGUGGCGGACGGCGAGAAAACGUUCAGGGAAAAGCAGAAGGAGAAGUUGGCUCAGCAAGCGAAAGAGCUUGGAAUUUCGUUAAAACAGGCUAGAAAACGAGAACGCCGUCAGCUGAAUGGCCAGCGGAUAAUGGCGGCGAAGAAGAUGCGAUUUCCGCCGUGCGCGCGAUGCAAGCAGCCAGCUGGGCAGGGAUGUACGAAUGAUAAAUGCAAAAAAUGCUGUCGAUAUCAGUGCAGGCACGAAAAAAGCGAUUGUAAAUCGCAUCGCUAUCACUUUUCCGAAGAAAUUCGGGUGUAA
Messenger RNA from Caenorhabditis bovis, 1539 nucleotides. The record is from the annotation of a GenBank genome assembly. Lineage: Eukaryota; Metazoa; Nematoda; Chromadorea; Rhabditida; Rhabditidae.